Molecule: messenger RNA, 2553 nt
Organism: Porites lobata
Lineage: Eukaryota; Metazoa; Cnidaria; Anthozoa; Scleractinia; Poritidae
Source: the annotation of a GenBank genome assembly
UAUGUUCCACCUGGAGCCAGAUCUAAAGAAAUACAGGGCUGUAAUUCAGUAAAUCAGGCAGAAGACCGCCAGAGGUCACUAGCUGAAUUAGUAGCCAAAGAUGAAAAGACAGAUAUUUUUACUGUCAAACUGAGAUCAGACAACUCAUAUGGUAAGGACUGUAAAGAUUACAAGUGAAAAGCCCCUCUAAGGCACAUAAUUUGUGUUUCUGUGUUAGUGUAAGACUGGGAAAAUUAUAAAAAUGUUGUAUAGUUUCUAACAAAAUUAAAUUGACUGUCCCAAAAGUUGUCAUUAUCAUUUCUCUUCAUGCCAGGAGUAAAAAAACUGUAAAACUCUUAACAGUGCGAAUGCCUGCUUUUCGCUUAUUUUACUACUCUCCCUAAAACAGGAUACAAGUUUACAAGAGUUCUCAGUGACAUUUAAUCACUUAGUUUAAGUUACAAAGACCCAUUAGGACGUACACUUGGAUGACUUGUCUAAGAAAAUUUAAUAACGACACUCUCAUUUUUCAGAUAAUAUUGAAUCCUUUAAAAUGGUAUCUGAUACAGAAAACAGUGAUCACCCAAAAACCCAACAGUUUAAAUUCCCAUUUGGAUAUAAAGAGCUUCGAGAACUUAUGCUGGUAAGUUGAUUACUACAAAAGUUGACCAUUUUCAGAAAACAAGUUCUGCAUGGACGUACAUCAUAUACAUUGUAAAAAUUAAUAUCUAAAACUUUCCGUUCAACAAUUCAAAAUACCCUCUACACAAUCUUGUAAAGCCAAUCAUCAGGAAUGUCACAAAAAAGUGUAACUUUUAAAAAAGAACUACUUCUGUUGACCUGUGCAUCUUUCCAGGAAUGAAUCCUGAGUUUUAUUAUUUAGAUUUAGGGUAGCAUACUUGGCUGUUUUCAAACAGCAUUAUUGUGAAGUAAUAUUAAUUAAUUGUUUUUUAAUUGGAUUGAUUGGAUUAUCUGAUAGUUUCAAUGAAAACCAAACCAGGUGGCAGGGAAGGCAUGAGGAAACCUUCCCACCCUCUCCCGCCAGGGCUUUCAUUUUUGGGUACCCUGUUCUAAAGUUCAUGUGUCAAUCAAGAACUUUAUUUCUGCAAAACAAUGCCAGAGGAAGGGUCCUUAAAUUGCUUGACUUGCUUUUUUGCAGUGGUUUCGUGAGAUAGGCUGGAAAGACCAAGAUGCAGUACUUCAGUUUUCCGCAAGUCUCACAAAAGAACAAAGAAAACUUGUCCAUGAAACUGCGCAAAGUUUUGGCCUGGGAACCUCAAGUUCUGGGUUUAAAGAAACGGUUGGUUAUUUUGCAUAUUUGUACAGUCAACUCCCUCUAAGACAGACACCUUUGGGACCGGCAGUAUAAGCGUCCAUCUUAGAGAGAUGUCCAUCUUAUAGAGAGUCAAAUAAAGGGAGUGAAGAAAGGUAGGGACCAACGCUAGGUGUCUGUUGUAGGGAGGUGUCCUUCUUAUAGACUGAGGUGUCUGUUAAGAGGGAGUCGAAGGUAUACUUUGCUUAGGGGCUGUUUACAUGGAGGGAGAAACAUCCUGGCACCAAGAAGAUCUUAGAAGGCUGAUCAUCCGUCAGUUAUUGAUACUUUUUUAUGUUCAGUGCACGUGCAAAAGGUUGUACUUUUCCCUAGUACUAGGAUCUUCCUACCUCUCAGCUUAAGGAAGAUCCUAGGACCAUCAGGCAUGGAUCUAGGAUAAAAACUGAUGGAUUUCCUAAACGAGCGCUGAAGGCGCAAGCUUCUAGCGGGGUGCAGGGGCGGGCUCCCCCAGGAAAUUGUUUGGAUUAAUUUUUUACUCCUUAAAGUCCCCUUUCCUGGGUUUCCGAGUCAUUCAGACAGAAUAUUGGCCAUGCAGAUUUCAACUUGGAAAGUGUUUUUAUUAUUAACAACAUAUUUAUUAUGAAAAAAGUGACCAAUUUCCAUAAAAUGAUGGAAACCGGUGUGGAUCCGCACCUGACCUUAUAAACUGCUGGUGCUUGGAAGAUCCUAGUACCAGGGGCAAACAGUGGCUAAUCAUGGCAAUAAUGGCCAACCAUUUCAUUUCCACGAGCUGAUACUUGUGAUAACUCUGCUAGUUAUCAAAGGCCAGUAAACAGAAGGGCACAAAUAUUUCCAUUUUUCUUUUUGUUGUCCAUCACUUUUAAUUCCUUCUCAAUCCUUCUCUACUUGAAGGGCACCACACAGACCAAAAUUUCUGCAUAUUUAAACCCAACAAGAAGUUGCUCCAUCUUUUAGGAUCCUCCUGGAACUAGGAUCUUCCUCCCAAUAAAUUGAUUGCUUUUUUCUAGCGUUACAUCAGUGUUUAUUCAGUGGAGCAAGCCACCCUUGGUGUUGGAAAAGUGUACCUCACAAAAGAAGAACAGGAGAAAGCCAAUACAAUAUGGAGACUGGUUAAACAUGAAGAAGAUGAGAGAUACAAGAAGUUCAGUCACAACGAAAUAGAUGAGAUGGUUCUUGCAAAUAAACUGGAUCCACUGAUUCAGGAAUUAUGGGAAAAGAAAAAAUCACUGUCAGUAGAAGAGCACUUCAAAGAAAAAUGUAAAGUUGCUGAUGAAAAAUAA